Messenger RNA from Lactuca virosa, 1248 nucleotides. The record is from the annotation of a GenBank genome assembly. NCBI's taxonomy places the organism in Eukaryota, Viridiplantae, Streptophyta, Magnoliopsida, Asterales, Asteraceae.
AUGGGAACAUAUACCCACGACCUUCUAGAGGAUCUACUUGGUCAUGGAAUAUUUGCAGUUGAUGGGGAGAAAUGGAGAGAACAAAGGAAGACAUCGAGUCAUGAAUUCUCUACAAAAGUCUUGAGAAAUUUUAGCAGUGUGAUUUUCAGGAAGAAUGCCAUAAAACUUGGAAACAUAUUGAUAGAAGCAGCAGAGAACAACCAUAAAAUCGAUAUAUAUGAUUUGUUCAUGAAAGCAACUCUAGAUUCAAUAUUUAAAGUUUCUUUUGGAAUUGAUCUUGACAACAUAUGGGGUUCAAGCAAACAAGCUGUAAGAUUCAGUCGUGCAUUUGAUGACGCAAACACGUUGACAAGUCGAAGAUUUUUUGACAUGUCUUGGAAGAUCAAGAAGUAUUUUAAUAUUGGGUCCGAAGCAGAAUUAAAGAAAAAUAUGAAAGUUGUUGAUGAGUUUGUUUAUAACUUGAUCCAGAUCAAGACUGAACAAAUGCAUAACAUAACCGACUUUUUGAAGACCGAAUCGGGGAAUGAAGACAUCCUAUCGAGGUUUUUGCAGUCGAAAUAUAAAGACCCAAAGUACCUACGAGAUAUAAUACUUAACUAUGUACUUGCUGGUAAAGAUCCUAUAGGGAUUACUAUGUCUUGGUUUAUUUACUUGCUUUGCAAACAUCCAGAAAUUCAAGAGAAGGUUGCUAAGGAUAUCAAAGAAGCAACCAAAAUGAAAAAGGAAAUAAAAAAUGUUGUAGAUUUUGCGGCUUAUGUGAGUGAGGGUGCACUAAACAAAAUGCAAUAUCUUCAUGCAGCUUUAACAGAAACUAUCAGACUCUAUCCUGCUUUGCCAUUGGACCCAAAGAUAUGCUUUUCAGACGAUGUUCUGCCUGAUGGUUAUCAUGUGAAGAAAGGGGAUGUAGUAGCGUAUUUGCCAUAUGCAAUGGGAAGGAUGGAAUUCAUAUGGGGAGAUGAUGCAAAUGAGUAUAAACCAAAAAGAUGGCUUGAUGAAAAUGGCCAUUUCCAUCCAGAGAACCCCUUUAAAUUUACAGCUUUUCAGGCUGGACCACGGACUUGUUUGGGUCGAGAUUUCGCAUAUAUGCAGAUGAAAAUAUUUUCUUCUAUCUUGUUAGGUUGCUUUGUGUUCAAGUUAAGUGACGUAAAAUGGAUACCAAGGUACAGAACCUCAAUCAAUCUUCACAUCGAUGGUCCAUUGGAUAUUCGUGUUUUCAAGAGAUUUGGUUUAAACAAUUGUGAAAUUUAA